Molecule: messenger RNA, 3585 nt
Organism: Trypanosoma grayi
Lineage: Eukaryota; Euglenozoa; Kinetoplastea; Trypanosomatida; Trypanosomatidae
Exons: 1
Coding region: 1-3585 (1194 amino acids)
Source: RefSeq, a predicted model, not a curated record
AUGGGCCGGCUGCUUCGGGCAACGACGGUGGUGUCGUCGCUGUGUUCCUCCUCUUCAUUGUGCCGAUCGCCGGGGGAAAAGUCACCGUGCGCUGUGGUGGAUGUCCUUUUGCUUGGCAACCAACGCAUUUACUUCGUUCUGCAUGGCGAAGUUGAUGCGCCGGUGAAGGGCACCUCGGAGCAGCUCUGCUGCAUUUCAUUCCCAGAGUUGCAGUCCUGCAGCAAUAAUAAUACUAAUGAUGAUGAUGAUGAUGAUGAUGAUCGCAGCAAGGAGGAGGCGCGCGACUUUCCACUCGUUGCAGAGUUUCAGCGUGCCGCCGAGGAGUCGAUGAAGCAUGACGAUGCCGACCUGUUGCAGGACAGGUGCCCCUCGUGCCGAGAGAUGCGUGGUGGCAUCAGCGCUGUCGCGACGCUGGUGACGCAGGGAACGCAUGUGGUACUGUUCUUUGUCCUGCAAUGCGAUUGUGUCGUGUUCGCAUCCUUCCUGCUAGACGUAUUCGGCACCCAAGUCAACAAUAAUAGCCACAAUGGCAGCAGCAGCAACAACACCAAAUAUAGAAAUGUUGGGGAGGCCCGUUUGUUGGCGGUGCGGUGGUGUUCCAUUGGGAAAAGAGGGGUGAGCGUCUACCGCACCUCGCUUCAGCAGUUGACUGUGCCCUUGAGCGUCAUCUUGGAGCGCAGCAACAUCAACACGACUCCUGUUCCACCCCUUUCAUCCUCACAACAUCCAUCGCCACCAAGUCGGCGUCUCAAUAAAAACGCUUCUCCACGUCUUUUCCAGAGCACGUCCCAGAUGCUCGUUCUGCGUAUCGCCUUUGUGCGUGUGGUGGGAUGUGUGGAGUAUGUGGAUGUGACGUGGCAGGCAAUAGAGGGAGACGCACCAUCGCCGUGGCGGACACUGCGCGGGUUUCGCCAAAUGACACUUGGGGCGUUGCAGCUAGACACAUAUGGUGGUGGGAGUGCGGUACAAGGGGAGGUGCGGGCCUUGCAUUGGAUGCCGUUCUCGCGUGACUACCAACAGCAGUACCCACUACUUGCUGUUCUGCACCAACACACACUUGCAGCGGGAGAUCCUUUCAUGGAUCGUCUCUCUGUCUGCAUGCUUUCUACGCGGCGGCAACGGAGAAAGCCGUCUGAUGACACUAGCAAGGACAAUGUGUGGGCCGGCGUGCAAGAGACACUUUGCGGAUCGUGCACAGAUGGCCCAUGGUGCCUGGAGGCGCUUACCCUCGCCCAUCCCUCGUUCCUGCUCCACGUUACACUCCAGGGCGGGGGUCUCGGGGGGGAUGGAGCAGACGUCUUGGGCGUAUUUCUCCGCCCCGCUCAUGUCGCCUACCCGAUGAGUGCGCUUCUGCGCGAGAGAGGUGUGUACGAUACAUGGGCGGCUUCCGCUGCAACGCCGCUGGCGCAUCAGGACAAGGCGCAGGACUUUUGCUUUGCACUCUACACGGAGAGCUGUGAGGUGACGCGUUGCCACAUUGGGAGCUUCGUUGAAAGCGCCACAAGUUGUGUGGUGUGGCCUGAAGAGACGCGGCGCUUGAGUAGUUCUGCGAGAGGUCGGGACCGCGUUGUCGCUGUGAUAAUGACGAUGCAGAGUGGCGGUAAUGUCCUCCUCAUGGAAGUGCACGCUGCUGCUGCUGCUGCUGCCACGUCUGCUAUACGUGGCUUCGAGGAAAACCUUAACGGCGCUGCACCGUUAUUAGGCCUUGUUGUGGUGAAGGUUCGGGAUGUGUCGUUGCUGGGCCCGGCGGUGCCGCGUCCCUUGCCACACCUGCGCCGCUUUGUUAGUCUGCAGUGGGAUGGGUCGAGGGGGGUGGCGCUGUUCUUAGCCGCACAGGAAGAGGAGGAGACAAGGCGUCUGCAAUGCAGUUUGCUGGCGGCGGAGUUGCGCCUCCAAGGAGGAGGAGCGCUGCAGCUCGUGUGGGGUUGUAGCAGUAAAGGCUCCACUGUGGAGAGUCAACGAGGCGGCAUGAUGGGCACAUUUCCCCCACGUAUUGGUCUGUCGGCGUUAACGCAUCCAGCAAGUAUGCUUGACGUGGAGUAUAACGUUGGGAGCGUCCAGCACGCACAACUGCAGGUGUUGUGCCGAUGCACCGCACCCCGUGACGGGGCGGAUGAUUCUGCACCGCAGCAACAGCAGGAAGAAGAGAUUGUUUUAUUCCGUUCUGGCGACAUAUGCCGUAUUCACCAAAAAUCCCCCAGCACAAUGCACGGGAAAUGUGUAAGUUCCUGCAGCCACAUCUCGCGUGUGCAGUGGCCCUCGGCAAAGGACACGGAGACAGUGGCUGCACUAACGCUUCUCUUCUCAUCGGGGUCGGCUAACAUUUGCAUGGCGGCCUUCUACACGAAUAAGGGAGGGUGCGUGGCGGCGGGGACCCAAUCCCUCGGUGGGACGACAGAUGCACAUGAACCCCAUCUGCUCCUUGUCUGUCGGACGACGGCGGUUGUCAUGACGGCAGCAGGCCGUGUGAUUUGUGUGAGCGACUUACAGCCUCCCCGUGGAGCCGCGGCUGAUGAUGCUCUGGGCCGUUCGGCCACCGAUGGGACACGGCGCAGUGCGAGCGACGUCUGCUCACUCCUCGUCUGCACGCUUCGCCCCUUUGCAACUUACGGGCGGAACUGUUGGUUUGUGCUCUCGGGAACUGCACUGUCACUGUCACUGUCGCCAACAACAGGUGACUUUCGUGAGAGUUUAUUUCUACUUCUCCGUGUGUCGUGGGCUGCGGGGGAAAAGGGGGGUACCGCGCCGUUGGCAAGCGUUUGUGUGACAGACAUACUUAGCGCCAACACAACCGUCCACCCACUUUUUGACUUUCUCUCAGAAAUGUGUCUCAAUAGCUGCACAACGGCAGCAGCGGAUGGGACGGUGCUGUGUUCUCGGGAGAUGCUGUACUGUGCGGAUACGGUCCUGCGCAGCGUGCCGUGCGCCCUUGUGGUCCGCCUGGCAGCGGGGAACAGGACGGUCGAGGGGCGUUUUGGUGAAGUGCCCUGCAGUAGCGGUAGCGGCAGAAAGAUCAAUGAUCGUACUGUUCUUGACCUGCGAAACAUCGCUGUGGGGAAUGCACAGUCGGCGAAGCGGCUGCCUGCGGAACCCACUUUGCUGCGGUGCGUGUGUGACUCGAACGGCCCCCAUGCGACACCUUCGGAAGUGGUGGUGCUCUCUUUUAUUGGGGGUGCCACGUUGGCUGCUGUUGUUGACAGCGGUGCCGCAACGUGCCAAUUGUGGGAGCCGCGGACGUCGAGGACAGUGCGCGGCCUAGCGGGUGACACAGCAGUGCCGUUUGUGCACCUUGUGACACCCCCUGGUGCAAUUAACAGCAGCAGCAGCAGUGGCGGUGGUCAUCCUCUCUGUUGGCUGCAGGGCGCAGAUGGGCAAUGGUGGUCUCUUGCGUACCGCAACGCUGGUGAUGCAAGGAGCCUUCCAUGCGAUGCCAAGCCGAGUGCUGUGCAGUGCACAGGCAACCCGCAGACAACCACAGGGCGCUCUCUUGCCACACCACCCGUGGGAGAGAGGGGCGCUGGUGGUGAUGAUGUGGCUACUGUACGUGUGACGAAUGAUCUGUUUACGCUGGAGCCGUGUAAAUAG